AUGAGUGACUCACCCCUGCUGUAUAUUGCUGGAGCAAACACUGUGGAAGACCAGAGGGCUCGCUGGGAGAGAAAGCGCAGCCGGACAGCCAAGGAGCUGCUGGAAACUGAGCACAAAUACCUCGAGCAGCUGGAUUUGGUGGUCACAUACUUUGUGACAAUUUUAAAGGCCAAAGGGACGCUGAAACCUGCUGUGUUGGAAACUGUAUUUGGACCGCUGGAAUCCAUAUACUCGGCCAGCCAUGUUCUGUCAUUUCACCUGGAGAGAGGGAAUUUGGGGCCAGGACUGGAAAGUUUUUGCCAGAAUCUGGAUCUUUAUGGUCACUAUGCUGAGAAUUUGGAACAGGCAAACAAAACUUUGAAGGAGCAACUGAGGAAAAAUAAGUCAUUCCGGCGGUUUAAGAAACUCCAGGAAUCUCGACCUCAGUUUCAAGGGAGGGAGCUAGAGGAUCUGCUUCCUUUACCCUUGCAGAGGCUGCACCAGUACAAGCAUUUCUUCAGAGACCUGCUGGAGAACACCAGCCCAGACAGUGCUGAGCACCUCAAACUUGCAAAGGCUGUGAAAUCUGUUUCUGAGAUAUCUCAGUGGGUCCAAGGCAUAACUGAAAAAAGAGAGAACUCAUUGCAGCUGCUUCGGGUUCAGAAACUGCUCAAAGGACAGAAGACCCAGGUUUUGACUCCAGGGCGCUGGUAUAUCCGGGAAGGCUGGCUUUUGGUGGUGCCUUCAAAGGGAGACGAACUGAAGCGCAGGAUGUUCUUCCUGUUCUCUGAUAUCCUCAUUGCAGCAAAGCCCUGCCACCCCCUGCACCCGCUGAACUCGAACAAACUGGCGUGCCAGGCUGUGUACCCUCUCCACCAGUGCACCGUGGAUAAAGUGUUUGGCCACACACGGAGCCAGGGAGGGCUCCUCAGUCUUUCCUUUCCACACAAGGCACUGCUGUUGAUGUCCAGCGACCAACAAGAUAUCAAUGACUGGUAUCGGAGUCUCACAGCUGCAGUCAGGCAGCUGAAAGCCUGAUGCACCUGAGUACAAGACAGACUGGCAGGACAACCACUGUCAUGGCAGAAGCCUACACAACCUUAGAAAAUGCUCAGGGGCAUAUAGCAGAACUGCAUUUAGAAGGACUACACACUGUGCUUGCAAGAUGAUGAAUGCUUUGUCAGCUGUCCUAACGUUCAUACAGACACUGCAAAAAACAAGUACGCACACUAAGCAUUUGUGUAUAAAAAAUAAGUAUCAA
Messenger RNA from Myiozetetes cayanensis, 1240 nucleotides. RefSeq names its product Rho guanine nucleotide exchange factor 39 (gene ARHGEF39). Gene Ontology annotation, molecular function: guanyl-nucleotide exchange factor activity. The coding region runs from base 1 to 1017 and encodes 338 amino acids. The transcript is spliced from 9 exons. Gene Ontology annotation, cellular component: plasma membrane. The record is from RefSeq and is a predicted model, not a curated record. NCBI's taxonomy places the organism in Eukaryota, Metazoa, Chordata, Aves, Passeriformes, Tyrannidae. Gene Ontology annotation, biological process: positive regulation of cell migration.